This is a messenger RNA of Ficedula albicollis (Collared flycatcher), 5040 nucleotides long. It is a transcript of the gene KCNJ1, whose product is annotated as potassium voltage-gated channel subfamily J member 1. Gene Ontology annotation, molecular function: ATP-activated inward rectifier potassium channel activity. Lineage: Eukaryota; Metazoa; Chordata; Aves; Passeriformes; Muscicapidae. Bases 315 to 1430 code for a protein of 371 amino acids. The transcript has 4 exons. Gene Ontology annotation, biological process: regulation of monoatomic ion transmembrane transport; potassium ion import across plasma membrane. Gene Ontology annotation, cellular component: plasma membrane. The record is from RefSeq and is a predicted model, not a curated record.
UGCUGGACCCAAGUUCUGUGGAAGUUCCCUGGCCCGGGGGACACAGACAGCUCCUCUCUCAUCUCCCUUCUGCAGACACCUGCACUGGGUAAGGCACAAGGAGAAAUGUAAGAGUGCAGCUCUGGGAAUUGAUCUUUCUGGCAGAAGUCCUGUGGACCCACCCCAGCACUGAACAGACCAGUUGAAAGGAAAGAGAAGCACUCAGUAACAUUCCUGAGGGAGCAGAGGAACUCCAGCUGCUCAGGAACUGCAAGGAUUGGUGUCACCCACUUGCAGGGAACAGGCAGAAAUACAGAGCCCUGCCAGCAGCGGGGAUGCUCAGCUACCUGCGGGAGCGCUUCGCCAGCCGCCUGCGGGAGCGCGGCCGGCGCCGCGCCAGGCUCGUCUCCAAGGACGGAAGGUGCAACAUCGAGUUUGGCAACGUGGAGCAGUCCCGCUUUGUCUUCCUGAUCGACAUAUGGACAACCAUCCUGGACCUCAGGUGGAGGUACAAGAUGACCAUCUUCAUCUCGGCCUUCCUGGGCAGCUGGUUCCUGUUCGGGCUGCUCUGGUACGUGGUGGCCUACAUCCACAAGGACCUGCCCGAGUUCAACCCCUCCAUCAACCACACCCCCUGCGUGGAGAACAUCAACGGCCUCACCUCCGCCUUCCUCUUCUCCCUGGAGACCCAGGUGACCAUCGGCUACGGCUUCAGGUGCGUGACGGAGCAGUGCGCCACCGCCAUCUUCCUGCUCAUCUUCCAGUCCAUCCUGGGCGUCAUCAUCAACUCCUUCAUGUGCGGGGCCAUCCUGGCCAAGAUCUCCAGGUCCAAAAACCGGGCCAAGACCAUCACGUUCAGCAAGAACGCCGUCAUCAGCAAGCGCGGGGGGAAGCUGUGCCUGCUGAUCCGCGUGGCCAACCUGCGCAAGAGCCUGCUGAUCGGGAGCCACAUCUACGGCAAGCUGCUGAGGAGCACCGUCACCCCCGAGGGGGAGACCAUCAUCCUGGACCAGGUCAACAUCGACUUCCUGGUGGACGCUGGCAAUGAGAAUCUCUUCUUCAUCUCGCCCCUCACCAUUUACCACAUCAUAGACAAGAACAGCCCCUUCUUCCACAUGGCAGCAGAGACCCUCCUGCAGCAGGACUUUGAGCUGGUGGUGUUUUUGGACGGCACUGUGGAGGCCACCAGCGCCACCUGCCAGGUGAGGACAUCCUACAUCCCCGAGGAGGUGCUCUGGGGGUACCGCUUCGCUCCCAUCGUGUCCAAGACCAAAGAAGGGAAAUACAGAGUGGACUUCCAGAACUUCAGCAAGACUGUGGCUGUGGACACCCCGCACUGUGCCUUCUGCCUCUACAACGAGAAGGAAGCCAAAGCCAAAGAGAAGAAAGGUUAUGACAAUCCUGGCUUUGUUUUGUCUGAAGUCAAUGAAACCAGCGACACAAAAAUGUAGUGCCAGGUAUUCAUGGGACUGAGUUUUCAGAGAAAAUUAAGUCUUGAGACAAUUAAUAAAUAACUCAGUAAAAGAAAACAGAAACACAGGUGUGGGUUUGCUCUAACCCAGCAUUUGUUUUCUCAAAAGCCUCCAAUCAAAGAGGAGCAGCAUACCGGUGAUCACUAUUUAACUACACUAUAUAUAUUUCACAGAAUUUAUAUUUUUAUAUCUAUGGGACAUUUAACGAAGCUGCUAUGUUGGAAUGUCCAACUCACCGAAGUUUUUGGGUGCAUGCAAAGGUAAGCCUGAGAAGAUGGAAAGAAAUUUCAGGACAGUAAAGACACGCAGCUGCUGGAAGGAGAAUGUGAAAAGGUGAGACAGAAGGCAAAGCUAAGGAAACCUAAGAGACUUAGGAGCCAAAACCUCAAAAAAAAAUUCUGGUUGCCAAAGUCCUCUAUGAAAACAGACUGUCUGGCCCUGCAACUUGAGCGCCUUUGAAUGCUCUGAAACAAUUCCUUCCCUCUUUCUUUGGGACUGCUGCAGCUGCAGGACAGAGCAGUAAGGGGUGGGACAACCUUAGGAAAUAGAGAAGACAGAGCUUGGGCCAAGCUGCUGCAUCUCCAACUCCAAAAUGUGACUUCUCCCCUCUGAAAGCCUUUGACUCUUUUCAGGGGAAAAGAGCCAAAUGGAAAUGAAAACUGAAAAACCAAGAAGCAGAGACCCACUCUGGGACAAAAGAAAUGUUGCAGCUUAUUCCCAGCUGCCCCAGCCUUCAGAUGCUCUUCACUGCCCCAGGAGCUGCCUGGAUGGGGAGCAGGGAAACAGCUCUUCAGAAAGGUGGGGAGAUGGAGAGCACAUUGAUUCCUUCACACCUGGCAGAAAGCACUCCACUGGGAGAAGAGAGGAAAUUCCCAGCUCUGGAUGUAUCCUUCCAAAAAAUCCCCAAUGCAAACUGAGAUUAUCUUCCCCUUUGAAGCACAAAGGUCUUGUUCAAACAAAAACACAGCCCAGGAGCCUCCUACCAACAUUUGGCUUCAGAUUUGGCUCCAAACUGUUCAUCUCCCCACAGCCAAAUGUGCAUCCCUACAGGAAACAAGGUCUGCUCAGUGGGAGCUGAGUAGUGCUGAACAUUUUCUGGGAAUGAUUUUUGACACAAAUGAAACAAGAAGCUUCCGUACUUUUUUAGUGAAUUUCUACUUCCUCAUAGUCAGGUUCUUUUUUUCCCCAAUUCAUUCUGUUACUGAGAGUUCUAGUGGCAGACCAAAGAGGUUUUGGAAACUCUUCCCCGUGAUGUAACUCAGCUCAUCAAUUUUCAAUGCUGUGGUAAAAUGGAAAUAGUGUUAAAAGCUGCUGGACUAAGUGGUUUUAAAAGAAGGGGAGAAUUCAGCAGGUCAGAUGAUGCCAAGAGAAAGUUGUGCUGCAAAUGAGCACAGUGUGAGUAUGGAAAUCAAACUCUGGGAACCAGGAGCGUUCAGGUUCCAGUCCCAGUGUAGUGUGAACUCCUCUCUUGGGUCUGAACAAGUCACUUUACUCUGUAUCUCUGGUUUGCCAACUGUAACACAGAACAUAAACACUGACAUUGUACAGAGAGCGAUGUUAUGAACAAUUAUGUCACUAAAGCACUUUAAAAGCCAAUUCUCAAUCUUUCCUCAGUGCACCAUUGUCACACCCUUCUCCACCUCUGGAUGGAAAGGUCAGCACACAAAGUUCUGCUCUCAUCACACAUCAGAGCUACCAAAAGUGGCUGCACCAGGCCAGAACUAUGAAUAGAGAAGCAGCAGUGAGACCCUUGAGGUAACUCACAGACACUGCUUGAUAUUUUAAUUGUGCUGGAUUGCAGCCUUGCAAACCAAGUGUAAAAAAUACAGUUCCAGUCACCACAGCACCUUAAUGUCCCUCACAUAAUCAGCUUGGAAGGACAGUUCUGACCCCCCCAGAAAAAAAACAUCAAGGAAUCUGAGCCAUGCACAGAAAGCUGGGAGGGAGCAGUGAAGUGAAAUGAUGUGUCCAGAGCCCCAGAGUGGUCUGAAGCAAAAGCCUGCUCCAUCCUUCCAGAGCUGCUGCUGCAUUUCCUCCCAAGGCUUCCUGUACAGCUCCCUGGGUGUAAUGCCCCCAAAAAGUGGCACUGGCAGUGCUCAAGGCUUACCAGCCACACCUCUUACUUCUGGAAGAAGCAAGACGCCUUUAAUAGAAGCAGAAAAAUUGUCACCACUGGACAAAAGUAUCAAGUCCAAGGGAAAUCCAUUUGAAAGGUGAACCUACACAGUGCCAUGAGGAGUCAGGGAAGAUUCCUGCUUUAAGGCCUGGUUUGGGAUGUUAGUGCUAGUGGGGAAGUAAAUCAAACACUCUGCAGUGCCUGUCCAAGAGGUGGUGCACACCCUCCAAGGCUUAGAGGGUCCCUAAACAAUGCACUUCCAGGUACUGCCCUUGGGAAGCCUCCUCAAAAUCCUGAACCUCAACGUUCUUCCUGAUGCCGUGAUGGAACCUCUUCCCUGUCUCUGCAUGUGAGCAUGAGGAUGUGUGUUCCAUUGCCAGGAGCAAGAAGUGCUGGCACAGCUCAAAGAGAAGACAGCUGAACCCCUGCAGGGGUGUCUGCCUGGUCUGCCUGUCUGCCUGGUGUCUUCCUGACAGUCACACCCGCCUUGGGACCUGCAACGCAAGGAAGCUGCACUGGGGAAGGUGACUGUGCUCUUUUGUGAGUUUUGGUGGAACUGGAAGGGACCCAGGAGCAGAGGAAAUCCAGGGGGGUGGAUCCAAAGCUGCCAGGGCCGUGGCUGAGCUACCAGGCUCCCUUAGCACGGGAUGGUGCUGGGAGCUGACUGGGAACCCCGGAGUGAGCCUCCCCCUGGUUGCCACCCCAGGGAGCCCUGCCAGCCCCACAGCAGCAGCAGAGAGAGCUGGGGCAGAGCCCAGCAGCAGCACAGCAAUGAGUGGAAUUUCCUCUGGCUGUCCAGGGAGAGCUGUUUGUCACUGGGCAGAUAAAGGCCCGGCCAGGAAGGAGGUUAUCGGGGACAGGCCACUCGGGACUCACGCCAGAGGAAAGCUAUUCUGGGGCUGUCACCCCUGCUGCCAUUAAAAGAAAGUUCAGUUAAGAGGAUGAAAAUAAAUUUAAUCUUGUUGAGCAGAAGUGGCUGGAGGGAACCACAGAGCCGAUACUGAAGACAAAGGCCGGGUUCUUUUCCCUGGCAGGGCUUUGUUUCUCCAGCUCUGCUCAAGCCUUGCAGGCCCCUGCUCCCUCGGGGUGUCCAUCCUGCCUUUGUCCCACAAACUGGGGCACCCAUGGAGCCAACAGCCUGGCCCGUGUGCUGCAAAGGUCUACGGAGAAAGUCCUGCCCCUUCAGGAGAGCAAACAGACCAUUCCUGCUGGAGUAAGGCCUAAAGGAUUUCCCUGGCAAAGCCAAGAAGCCAGGCUUGGGAAUAAUGUGUCUGCACUAAACUUAAUUUAUCUUCUCAUUUCACAAACAACAUGUUUCUUCUACUGUAUUUAUUUUAAACAUUCAUUCAAGCUGUGCAUAAUAUUUCAAUCAUUUUGAAAUAGAUUUACCCUCCUGCUGGCAAAUGAAUAAGGCAUCCUGCUGACUGCUGGAGAAAGGGCCAUGAAUUAAAAUAACUGCUUCUGGUAAACUGA